AUGAAUAUUUUAUCAUAAACUGGAAAGAAUUUUUUUUUAAUUGACUAGACAGAAAAUGAAGUUUCAGAAGUCACUUUUGUUAGGCAAACUACAAAUAAUAUAAUGAAAGCAUAAACAAAAAGUUGGGGAUCACAUCCUUCUUAUCACUGAAAGAUGUAAAUAAAGGAUGUUUUUAAAAAUAAUUUUAAUUAAUUAUGACUUAUCCUAACUAGAUCAUCAGGAAAACUGGUUAGCAUUUGUGUAUUUUUAAACACAUUUCACAUUUCAUUUCACAUUUUGUAGAUGUAGAGAUAAUAUUUCAAACCCUUUUUCAGUAUUGUACAGCCUAUAGUUUCUAUGGUUACCAGACCCUUUGUGGAGUGACAAAGGUUGGCAUUCUGAUUCUCUUGAGUCAAAUUCUGGCCUUUGACUCUUUCCCCUUUUCACACCCCUAACUAAGCUUGGCCUGUUGCUAUGCUGGAAGAACUGUCAGCAAGAAGGUUCCUAUGGUAACAGCAAUGGAUAUUUGAAAGAAGAAGCACAAAAGCUUGCUUGAUUUGGAUUUAAACAAAAGAAUGCCUUACCUUGUAAUUGAUUGCAAAAAAAAAAAAUUAAUUUUAGCAAGCUAUUUUUCAUUUUGUAAAUGUUUUAUUCUUAUUAAUUUGUUUAAGCAAAAAGUCAGGAUUUUUUCAGAGAUCUUCUGCAUGAUUCAAAAUACACAACCUAAGUUUCAUCCAUUUAACAGAGCCAUUCCAUCCUAUGGUGAAUCUGGAUUGUUCCCGAGAUUUCCGUCCAUUUCUUUGUGCACUGUAUGCACCAAUAUGUAUGGAAUAUGGACGUGUUACACUACCCUGUCGUAGGUUAUGUCAGCGAGCAUAUAGUGAGUGUUCCAAGCUCAUGGAAAUGUUUGGUGUUCCUUGGCCAGAAGAUAUGGAAUGUAGUAGGUUCCCAGACUGUGAUGAACCCUACCCUCGCCUAGUAGAUCUGAAUUUAGCUGGAGAACCAACUGAAGGAGCCCCAGUGGCAGUUCAAAGAGACUAUGGUUUCUGGUGUCCCCGAGAAUUGAAAAUUGAUCCUGAGCUGGGUUAUACUUUUCUUCAUGUGCGUGAUUGUUCACCUCCUUGUCCAAAUAUGUACUUUAGACGAGAAGAACUUUCAUUUGCUCGAUAUUUUAUAGGACUGAUUUCCAUCAUUUGCCUUUCUGCCACAUUGUUUACUUUUUUAACUUUUUUAAUUGAUGUUACAAGAUUCCGCUAUCCCGAAAGGCCUAUUAUAUUUUAUGCUGUUUGCUACAUGAUGGUGUCAUUGAUUUUCUUCAUUGGGUUUUUGCUUGAGGACCGAGUAGCCUGCAAUGCAUCUAUCCCUGCCCAGUACAAGGCUUCCACAGUGACACAAGGGUCUCAUAAUAAAGCCUGCACUAUGCUUUUCAUGGUGCUCUACUUCUUUACCAUGGCUGGCAGUGUCUGGUGGGUCAUACUUACCAUCACAUGGUUUUUGGCAGCCGUGCCAAAGUGGGGGAGUGAAGCUAUUGAGAAGAAAGCUUUACUUUUUCAUGCCAGUGCAUGGGGCAUUCCUGGAACUCUCACUAUCAUCCUUUUAGCUAUGAAUAAAAUUGAAGGUGACAAUAUCAGUGGCGUAUGUUUUGUUGGCCUGUACGAUGUUGAUGCAUUGAGGUAUUUUGUUUUGGCUCCCCUAUGCCUGUAUGUGGUAGUUGGAGUUUCUCUUCUAUUGGCUGGUAUCAUAUCCUUAAACAGAGUUCGCAUUGAGAUUCCAUUAGAAAAGGAAAAUCAAGACAAGUUGGUGAAGUUCAUGAUCCGGAUUGGUGUGUUCAGUAUUCUGUACCUUGUACCACUCCUGGUUGUAAUCGGAUGCUAUUUUUAUGAGCAAGCGUACCGUGGCAUAUGGGAAACAACAUGGAUACAAGAACGCUGCAGAGAAUAUCAUAUUCCAUGUCCCUAUCAGGUAACUCAAAUGAGCCGACCAGAUCUAAUUCUCUUUCUGAUGAAAUAUUUAAUGGCUCUCAUAGUUGGUAUUCCCUCCAUUUUUUGGGUUGGAAGCAAAAAGACAUGCUUUGAAUGGGCCAGCUUUUUUCAUGGACGCAGAAAAAAGGAGAUGGUAAAUGAGAGUCGCCAGGUACUCCAGGAACCUGAUUUUGCCCAGUCUCUUUUGAGGGAUCCCAAUACUCCCAUUAUUCGAAAAUCAAGAGGAACCUCUACCCAGGGAACAUCCACACACGCCUCUUCCACCCAGCUGGCUAUGGUGGAUGAUCAGAGGAGCAAAGCAGGGAGUGUCCACAGCAAAGUGAGCAGCUACCAUGGCAGUCUCCACAGGUCUCGUGAUGGCAGGUACACUCCUUGCAGCUACAGAGGGAUGGAAGAGAGACUCCCUCAUGGCAGCAUGUCCCGUCUAACUGAUCACUCCAGACACAGCAGUUCUCACCGGCUCAACGAGCAGUCACGGCAUAGCAGUGUCAGAGAUCUUACUAAUAACCCCAUGACUCACAUCACCCAUGGGACCAGCAUGAAUCGAGUUAUUGAAGAGGAUGGAACCAGUGCUUGAUUUGGUUUGUUCUGUAGGGUGAACUUGGGCUGUUGUGAAACUUGGAUUCCAUUUCUUUGCCAUUGCAUGACUGAUUACAGUAACUCAGUAUUAUCAUGCUUUCAAUCAGGUGCUGAUUGUGUAUGCUGGGAAAGCAAAAGUGUCUCUUGCUUUUUAAAGUCAUGUUUUUACAUUGCAUCAGAAUUGAAAUAUUGGGUGGUUCAACAUACUCCAAAUAAGUGCUAGUCAAGUUUAUUGAUAACCAAUUAUUUGAUCUUUUUUUCUCCAAAAGACACACUAUGGAACUUCUUAUUUUACAUUUAGAAAAAUCUGAAUGAGUAAUAAUUACCAUUUAGUCAUCCUUUAUAUAAGAAAGAACCAGAGUUGAUAUAAUAUUAAAAGUAUCCAAGGGGGGAAAAAAAGCAUUCUGUAUGUUAAAAGAAUUUUGCAUCAGAUAAAUAACUUUGUUUUCAGUAAGUAAAAGAAGGCUUUCAUAUUGAGGUAUACGUAGAAUUUCAGAAACUAUCCUAUGGAAAUACAGUAGAAGAACCUGACUAGUCUAUUAGAGAACAUUUAUAAAUUCUGUUUAAAAAAUAGUAACUCCAGAAAUUUCACACCAGGAGGGAAAGAAAGUAAGGGAUUCCCUACCACUACCAUGCACACACAUAUAAUUUUGUCAUUCUUACUAUUACCAAUUAUAACUUAUACUAAUUUUGUAGUUCUUAUUUACUUGCAUAGCAGAGAAACUUCAAUUUGUAUGCAACUGAUCACUUAAAGAUUUCUAAAGAAUAUACAUACUUAAAUCAUUUCCAUUGAGGUGUGUGACAGGAUAAGGAGACAGAGUUUAUGAUGGCCAUAAUCUCAAAAUACAUUCCUUUUUUCAAUGGUGAAACACUUUUCUUUGAUGAGACUUUGCUUCUGACCUAUUUUCUGGCCAAUAAAGAAGUUAAAGUGUUGAAGAAAAGAUAGGAUGCCUACAAAGCGCCAGACCUGAUUUUGGCAUCUAGACCCGUCUGUUCUUCUGUAGACCACCUACACUUAUUUGACUUGCCUGAAGAGACUCUAGAGCCUUCACUGACACCCUUGUAUCAAGUUAAUUCAACAAACAUUUGUGAAGUGCCUAUUAUUUUCUUUCCAGGCAGUGUGCUAGGUACUGGGCCUACAAAGACAAAAAUGAAAUCACCCAUCUACUCAAAUUUCCAUUCAUUGGUAAUUCUCAUUUCCAUCUAAAAUAUUUUGGAAAUUGCUGGAGUCCAAAGGUAUAUUUAGUUUUAGGUGUGUGGAAUAUAAAUAGAAGCUAAAUGAAUUAUAGCUGUGCUUGUAAUAAAAUAUCUCUUCCUCCUCAAAAUAUUAAUUCAAAAAUGUUAGUGACUCUUUGUCUUAUAAGUCACUUUCAGCAUUAGACUGUGAUCUUUUUUAGGCAUGGAAAAUUGGUCUGGAAUUAAUGAAAAAAUUAGAUUGCAUCUACAUAGUAGGAACAUUCAAAUUUUCUUGUUCCUAUUGGCGAUCUGAUAUGAUAGCACCCAGUAUAACCAAAAACAAGAGCUAAAUUUCAAGGUAUAUUUAUGUACAUUUUAUAGUAUUAUUUGCCUCUUUAAAACAUGUACCAUUAAGAACUUUUAAGGCAUGCAAAAGUGCCAUGAUGGCCUACUGACUAAAAUGUUUAUUUUACUGCUUCUUGCUGCCUCUUUUUUAAAACAGAAAGUAAUUCUUUAUAAGACAAUGUGCUUAAUACUUUAUAUUGUGUGCUGCAAAAUAACAACUCCAUUUGUUCUGUUGUUUUUAUCUGACAAGUGAACAACUAAAUAUUUCUUUUUAAAGUAUAUAUAGAAACUAAUGCUUUAAAAUCAGUUAUGAAUAGUUUUAAUGUGAAUCCCUAAUAUAGUUAUUUCAGUAAGAUAUUCAGAAAUUAAUGCAAGAGAUUCAAGACUAAUUGUGUCUAAAAAUCAUUAAAAUUAUUAUUUUAGAAAUAUACACAAUGAUGGCAUUAAUGAACACUUAACCAAUUCAGACUUUCAUCCCAACUAUUCAGGAUCUUAUUUCAAAAAUUUUGAAGGAUCUAAAAUUUUAAAGUAUAGGAACUGUUUUAUAAGAAUUACAUCUAUAAAAUAAUGAAAAACAUGUAAAUUGACUUGAAUGAAGUCUCUUUCUUGGAUCACUGAAAUUCAGCAGAUUUACUAAGCACUUACUAUGUGCAAGGCAUUUGCUAUAUUACCAGUUUUAAUAAUGUGUUCCAUAUUCUUAUAAUGAAUUCAGAAAACAAAUCAGAAUAGUUCUUUAAAGUGAAUGAUUUGUUUUCUAUUUGGUCUCUUGAGUAACAUAUGAUAGUAUAGAUCAUUUAAAUGAAUACUGUCAAAUUUUCAUUGGUAAUAUGAUUUUAUUUUCCUCUUUAAGAAACUAGAAUUGUUUUAUAAAAAUUCCAGUUAUCACUCAGAAAUAGAAAAGCUAAUUACAUUUGUACCUACCUCAUUAUUUGCUUUGCAGCAUAGCUGGAAAGCAAACAAUUUGAAUCAUCUUUUGAAUACGGGUCAAAUUCCAUUAUAGUGUAAUCCAAGGAACUAUCUUGAUUUUCUAAAAAAAAUAUAUAUCAUUUGCUGAAACUUUGGAACUAUUUGGGGGAUGAGAAGGAGGUAUUCAGAUAUGUAAUUAUAAUGGGAUUUGACCUAUAUAAUGUGAUGACAGAGUACUGCUUGCUCCUAGUCAUGUUGAGAUGACAGAAUCUUAAGGGUCUAGGGAACAAAAAUGUUAAUUUCAGAAGCUUUCCCCUCACUCCACAUAUUUUUUAAAAAACAAAAACAAUAAUUUCAUUAAUAUUUCUGUAGUAUGACCUAUAAACCAAUACUUUAACUUUUCAAAUUGAAAAUUCCUUCAGGAACCAUUGUAUUCUUAACUUGAUUUAGUCUUUAGGUUAUGUUCAUGUGCCAA
Sarcophilus harrisii (Tasmanian devil) is the source of this 5442-nucleotide messenger RNA. RefSeq names its product frizzled class receptor 3 (gene FZD3). Gene Ontology annotation, molecular function: Wnt receptor activity; Wnt-protein binding. Gene Ontology annotation, cellular component: plasma membrane. Lineage: Eukaryota; Metazoa; Chordata; Mammalia; Dasyuromorphia; Dasyuridae. The transcript is spliced from 6 exons. Gene Ontology annotation, biological process: non-canonical Wnt signaling pathway; canonical Wnt signaling pathway. The coding region runs from base 739 to 2538 and encodes 599 amino acids. The record is from RefSeq and is a predicted model, not a curated record.